AUGCCGGCCCCCGCCCCGCCGCCGAGCAGCGCCCGCGGCCGCCGGGCUAUGGAGCUCAUCGAGCUGCGGGAGCUGCAGCCGGAGCCGCGGCCGGGCCGGGGCCGCCUGGAAAGAGCCAACGCGCUGCGCAUCAGCCCGGCCCGCCGGCCCGGCCCCGGGGCGCAUCCUGACCCGCGGCUGACGGCGGCACCGGGCGCCGGGCACAGCUUCGAGCCGCGGCGCCGCGGGCUGCACACCUGGUGCGAUCUCUGCGGGGACUUCGUCUGGGGCGGCGGCAGAAAGAGCCUCCAGUGCCGCCGUGAGUACCCCACCGCGCCCCGGGCCCCCGCACCCCCGUCCGCACCCCCGCCGCCGGGCAUCCCGGCACCUAGCACCCCCUCCAGGCACCGGGCGUCCCGCCACUCGGCUUCCUCAGCACUGGGCACCCCCGGCGAGCACCGGAUAUCCCGCCACCGGGCAUCCCCGCCACCGGGCACCCUCACAACUGGGCAUUCCCACCGGGCACCCCUACAGGACACCGAGCAUCUUGGUAGUAGGCAAACCCGCGGAGCAUCGGGUGUCCCACAGCUGGGCCUGCUCCAGGCACUGGGCCUCUGGGCACCAGGAACUGCCUCCAAACGCCGGACACCCCUGUAUUGGGCACCUACAUCAGACUGCAGCUUCACCUGCCACUACCGGUGUCGAGCCCUGGUACGGCUGGACUGCAGUGGCCCCCCAGGGGCUGGUGAUGAGGACGAUGGCAACGAGCAGGUGCUGGAGAAGGACACCAACGUGGAUGAGCCCAGCGAGUGGGAGAAGACAGAGCUGGACCAGGCGCAAGUGGAGCAGCGGAUCAAGGAGUACAACAGUCAGAUCAACAGCAACCUCUUCAUGAGCCUGAACAAGGACGGCUCCUACACCGGCUUCAUCAAGGUGCAGCUGAAGCUGGUUCGUCCUGUCUCGGUUCCGGCCACCAAGCGGGUCCCCCAAGCGGGGCGGCCACAUCCCCAGGGGGUGAAGCGCCGAACGUCCUUCUACCUGCCCAAGGGGACCGUCAAGCACCUGCACAUCCUCUCGCACACCCGUGCCAGCGAGGUCAUCGACGCCCUCCUCCGCAAGUUCACCGUCAUCGAUAACCCCCGCAAGUUCGCCCUCUUCGAGAGGUCUGAGAAGGAUGAACAAGUGUAUUUGCGGAAGCUGGGUGAUGACGAGCAGCCCCUGCGGCUGCGGCUGUUGGCCGGCCCUAGCGAGAAGGUGCUGAGCUUCAUCCUGAAGGAGAACGAGACCGGAGAGGUGAACUGGGACGCCUUCACGCUGCCGGAGCUGCACAACUUCCUGCUGAUCCUGCAGCGGGAGGAGGAGGAGCACGUGCGGCGGCUGCGGCACCGCUACGCGCGCUGCCGCCAGAAGAUGCAGGAGGCGCUGGCCACGCGCACCCCGGGGUGA
Molecule: messenger RNA, 1425 nt
Organism: Sturnus vulgaris (Common starling)
Lineage: Eukaryota; Metazoa; Chordata; Aves; Passeriformes; Sturnidae
Source: RefSeq, a predicted model, not a curated record